CCUGGCGCGGUGCAUGCUGGGAGAGCCGAGGCCGGGCAGCAGCAGUUAAGCAGCUAAGCAGCUACAGCCGGCACACAACCUUCACUUUGGCCUCACUUUCAGCCUCCUCGCCCCGCUCACCUGCACCCAUCGCACCUCUGUGGACUGUAGGCGGCCUCACCCGAGUCAUGGAUGCGUGUGGCCGGAGCGGCAAGGUGUAGCAGGACGACUGGUCACCAUGGAGCCUGACGUCAUCCGCCUGUACUCGUCGUCUCCGCCCCCCAUGGAGGACGCCGAUGAAGAGGACGACGAGUUUGGCGACUUCGGCACAUUCUCCGCCGUGUCCGCCAGCGUCAGCUUCAGCGACUUGGACACGCCCACUUCUUUCAACCGGACGCAAGCGCUGGCCGCCACCUCGCCCCCGGAGCUCCUCAACGGCGGCGGGGUGUUGAGGGUCGGCCACAGCGGCCCCCCCGCCGAGUCCAAGGCCAAAGGCCCCGAGGUCCUCAGAAGCUCAGAGUGGACCGCCAUAAAGCCAGCGGACGCUCACGUAAACGGCGGCGAUGGCGAGGUCCUGACAAAUGGCUUUGCGAGCUCGGACAUUCGGCGAAGUCCACAAAGUUCUGUGCACUGUCUCGCCAGCGAGGACACAGGAAGUGUUGACAGUCUGGAGGCUGAGUUUGCGGACUUUGCCGCUUUCUCCGAUGCGGAGCACGCAGACGUCCACGCCUCGGCGGACCUCGUCAGAACCGAACCCGCCUCGCCCGAAUCCGCUUCUAUUUCUGCUGAGGAAUCACGUGACCCGGACGCCACGCCGAGGGACGCAGACUUUGCACACGAGCACGCCGCCUCCACUUGCACAAAGCAACCUCUCGUUGUCAACAGGGACUCCGACGAUGUCGCCGCCACCUUGCCGCACACGGACAAUGAAGUGGAGGGCGGGCCGUCAGACCAGAGGAGCUCAGAGAAAGAGACAGAAACCGAGACCUCGUUAGGGCGGCCGCUGUCGACGGAGGCUCCAGAGGAGUAUGGCGACAUGAGCACGACGGGCUCGGCGCCCUCGCCGCCCCUUCUUGAAGAGACCACCACCCCCGCCGACCACAGCCAGCUGACGGGGGACGAGGACGACCAUGAGUUUGGGGACUUUGGAGAUGCAGUGGGCGACCGACCGCAAGUCCAACAUGGACAGCAGCACUCGCAGAGCCCUGCCAUGUCACUGGAAGCUGAGGGGGCGGAGCUUGAUGACGAAUUUGGAGACUUCAACUCUCCUAAAUUUGACUGUGGAGCCACAGAGGAGGGAGGAGCCUCCUUCGCCUCCAGCAGCAGCUUCGGAAACUUCAGCUCGGCCGCCGACGCCGGAUGGAGCGCCUUUGGGGAGGCUGAGCACGGGACGGCGCCGGAGAAAGAGGAGUCGACGACAUCUGGCGAGUCGUCGUGGGCGGCGUUCGGCUCAGAGAGUACCACCCUACCUGUGGAGGACGUCCAGGAGGCGUGGCACCAGGCAGAAGUGUCCUCCUGCCACCUGGAGAGCGGCGGACAGACGGAGGCGCUGUGGAGUCGUGUGUUUGAGAGCAACUUCCCCUCGGCUCCCCUCUCCCCUGUGGAGGAGCAGGUGGUGUCCCUCAGAGUCCUGCUGGGGCCCCGGGACGAUCAGGAAGUCACAAGAGUGCUGCACGGCGGUGUGUGGAGCCAGCUGGAAGACGUGGACGAGGCGGUGGGCCUGAGACAUCAGUGGGGAGGUUCCUACUGCAACAAGACGCUGCUGGGCUGCCUGGGCAUCGACACACGCAACAUUUUGUUCACGGGACAGAAGAAGCAGCCCGUCAUUGUGCCCAUGUACGCCGCCAGCCUGGGGAUGCUGGAACCCACCAAAGAGCCGAUGAAGAUCGUCUCAGCAGCAGAGAUGAUCGCCUCCAUCGCACAAGCACCAUCAUCAUCAUCAUCAUCAUGUCCUCCAGGGACUAACUCGUCUUCCUCUCAGGCAGUGCAGGAGGUGCUCCCCCCUGUCCAGUUUGACUGGAGCAGCAGUGGCCUUACAAACCCAUUGGACGCCAAUGGCGGCUCCUUCCUCUUGAACCUGGACUUCUUUGGUCCUGUGGACGAUUCAGGCUUCACCUGCUCGCCCUCCAUCCCAGGUGUGGACCCGGAGCUGUUUGAGCUGACCACGGCCAAGAUGGACCCCGCUGGCGCCGGCAGCCGCGUGGCCGACGCCUUCGCCCGCCUGAUGUCCACCAUGGAGAAGACCAGCACUUCCACCAGGAAGUUGAGGAAGGACGAGAACUUGAGCGAAGAGGCUGCCGACGUCAUCACCCGCCUCCCCGACCUCACCUUCAUGUCCGCCAAGGUGCUGAUGUUUCCCACCACGCUCACGCCGCUGGCCUCCCAAGCCACGCCGGACUGAAGACAAAACAUUCCCCCUCAUGCUUUUAUUUUGUAAGUCACUCUCUUCCUUUUUCCUCUGUGAUCCCAGCAUUUAUCCUGACAGCAAAGCGGGAAGUGACGUCACUUCCUGCUUUGCUGCCCAUUUCCUGUCUGGCUGAGUGAGGGUGUACAUGAUCAGGGAAGUGGCAUCAAUAUCCAAUCAAUACUUUCAUUUAUUCUAUUUAUAGACUUGAAUGUUUCAUCUGCGGUGCACGUGCCUCGUGCAACCGCAGCUGGCGGGAAAGCCACGCCUCCGUCCUGCGUGUGUGUGUGUGUGCGUGCGUGUGUGUGUGCGCGCGCGUGUGUGUGUGUGUGUGUGUGUCGGGGUGAAACCACUGAGGUUGUGUAAUGAAGGGACCAAUUAGGACUUUGCACUUUGUGAAGGUGACAUGUUGUGCUGACUGUACAAAAGCAAGAGACUUCCUGUGGAAUCACUGAAGAGCGGUCAGUUGUCACGCAUGCCGGCUCUUCAUUUCACAAUAAAAGUCAUUUAAGAGGAACAAACGUUUCCUGUCAUUGGCCUGGAAGGAAUGCUAACUUUCUUAGCAUUAGCGCAGAACUGUCGAACCUGUUUUUAUUGAGGCUGCCCCCAGAAGGCCACAUGACACAUUGACCACGUGACGGCCAAAUGACAUUACGUGGAAGGCCAUAUGAAUGAAUGGCGGGCCGAGUUAAAUGACACUACAGGUCACUUAAAUGAUGUGGCAAACCACAUUGGGUUGCAUGACAUCAUUAAAUGACGUGGAAGACCACAUGAAUGAAUGGCGGGCCACGUUAAAUGACGUGGCAAACCACGUUAAAUGACGUGGCAAACCACAUUGGGUGGCAUGACAUCAUUAAAUGACGUGGAAGACCACAUGAAUGAAUGGCAGGCUGCUUUAAAUGAUGCUACAGGCCACCGUAAUGAUGUGGCAAACCACAUUGGGUGGCAUGACAUUAAAUGAAGUGGAAAGUCACAUGAAUGAUGUGGUGGACCUCAUUAAAAGGCAUGCCAGGUCAUGUAAAUUGAAGGGCCACAACAAAUGACGUGGAAGACCAAAAUGAAUGAAUGUCGGGCCACUUUAAAUGACUAUAUAGGCCACGUAAAUGAUGUGGCAAACCACAUUGGAUGGCAUAUCAUUAAAUGACGUGGAAUGCCACAGGAAUGAUGUGGUGGAACUCAUUAAAUGGCAUGUUGGGUCAUGUAAACUGAGGGGCCACAAUAAAUGAUGUGGAAGACCAAAAUGAAUAAAUGGUGGGCCACAAUAAAUGAUGUGGUAAACCACAUUGGAUGACUUGGAUGAAGGUGUGGUGAAUUUAUCUUCUGCAUUUGACCCAUCACCCUUUUUCACCCCCUGGGAGGUGAGGGGAACAGUGGGCAGCAGCAGUGGCCACGCCCCGGGAAUCAUUUUUGGUGAUUUAACCCCAAAUCCCAACCCUUGUUGCUGAGUGUCAAGAAUGAUGUGAUGGGUCAUGUUAAACUAUAUGAGGCCAUGAUAAAUGACGUAGAAGAGGGUCAUGUUAAACUAUGUGAGGGGCCACAAUAAAUGGCAAGGAAGACCACAUAGAAUGAUGUGGUGGGCCACAAUAAAUGACAUGUGGGGCUCAAAUUAUGUGGCAGGUUAUAUUAAAUUAUGUGACAGGCCACCACAGUCAAUGAUGUGGACGACCUCAUUAAAUGGUGUGGCGGGUCUUAUUAAACUAUGUGGGGGCCAAAAUAAAUUACGUGGAAGACCACAAUGAAUGAAUGAAUGGCAGGCAAACCACGUUGGAUGACAUCAUUGAAUGAUGUGAUGGACCUCAUUAAAUUGUGUGGCAGGUCAUCUUUAACUGUGUGAGGGGCCACAAUAAAUGACAGCAGAAGACUG
Molecule: messenger RNA, 4247 nt
Organism: Nerophis ophidion (straightnose pipefish)
Lineage: Eukaryota; Metazoa; Chordata; Actinopteri; Syngnathiformes; Syngnathidae
Gene: aftpha
Product: aftiphilin a
Exons: 10
Coding region: 218-2380 (720 amino acids)
Biological process (GO): intracellular transport
Cellular component (GO): trans-Golgi network membrane; AP-1 adaptor complex
Molecular function (GO): clathrin binding
Source: RefSeq, a predicted model, not a curated record